Molecule: messenger RNA, 2477 nt
Organism: Cuscuta europaea
Lineage: Eukaryota; Viridiplantae; Streptophyta; Magnoliopsida; Solanales; Convolvulaceae
Source: the annotation of a GenBank genome assembly
ACACAAAAAUCAUUCUUCUCAUUACUAUUCUAUCUUUAAUUCUUACAACAUGGUAUCAGAGCAAUCUGUUCCAGUUUAGCUUAGCAGUAUUUUUCAGAAUCUCAUUUCAUGCCUCAGCCAGAACCUCAGUCCAAAAUCCACAGUUUCACAGAGCAUCACCUCCAUCCUAAGCAGUCACGCCUUUCACCGCCGACCUUACACUCGAAAUCCGCAGGCCACACACGCCGUCAGAGGACCUCACAGACCUAAUCGCAGACCCAAUCGCCGGAGAAUCCAUCGGAACUAUUUUCAAUUGAUGACCCGCCAAAGGAGGAGAUUUAUAGAGCUGCUAAUGAUGUCUGGCUUCGUGAUGAUUCUAGAUUAUUUAUCCAGAUUCAGAACUCCAUGGAGAAUGACGUCAUGGGGUAUGUUAGUCAUAAUAGUGUAGAAUUAAUUAAGCAUUAAUUAUUAGGUAGUUUCCUAAUUGUACUCAGAUACUUAUUUCUUAUAUAUACACUGUCAGGGCUACCAGUCUAGGUAAGCCUGUUAUUAUUUCUCACAUGGUAUCAAGAGCUAGGGUUAAUUAAUUUUUUUUCUCUCUUUUCCAUCUUCCGCCAUGAGCACGGCCGCCGCCAGCACCAAUACGGUUGCGCCGCCAGUCUCAUCUUCACAGACCGCCGUUUCCAUGCCUCCGUCAACAGUGAUGUCGACGGCACCGGCAAGUCUGCUUUUUGGUUCCUCCUCCGUGAUGCAGCAGUCUCUCUCCAGGCCUUUUCCGAUGAGCAGCGCACCGGACAUGUCCGCCUGGGUUCCGCCAACGUUCGACUGGUCACCGCCGACUCCUUCCCGGCAAUCAACUGUUUCGUUCUCCGAUCCGCAGGUCAUGGCAGACUCCUCCAGGGCACCGUUCGGUGGUGCCACCAUGGCUGGCCAACAAGGUUUGGCUCCUCCCGCAUCUCUCCGGGCGAUUGGACGUCCUCCUCCCUCCAUGGCAGUCGGUUCUCUUGAGUCUAUUGCUCAAUCUAUGGGAUUUUCAGCCCCCAACAUCACCAAUAUUGUCACUACCAAGCUUGAUGUUGUCGAAGAUUACCUUCCAUGGCGCACACAAUUCGAGUCCUUUCUGGUAUCUCAUGGAUUAAUGGGCAUUCUUGAUGGUACAAUUUCUCCUCCUCCUUCUACUACUUUUGAUAAUCUUCGGAGAGAAAUUGCUAACAAUGAGUUUUAUUACUGGCUAAAGUUAGACCAAACAGUCCGUUCAUGGCUGUUUGCUACUUUGUCACGUGAUAUACUCGUUGAAGUUCAUACCCUCAAAACUUCAUCUAUUAUAUGGGACCGUCUGGAGUCACGUUUUAUGGCAGCCAGUUUGGCUCGUUCCAUGGAGUUAAAACGAUUAUUUACUAAUAUUAAAAAGAAAGAGAACCAAUCUAUGGAACAAUAUAUGCGUGAAAUACAGAAAAUUGCUGAUGCUCUUGCUACUAUCAAUUCCCCGGUUUCUCUGAAAGACCUUAUAGAACAGACUUUGCUUGGCCUGGGUUCUGAAUAUGAGUCCAUCAUUACAACCUUAUCCUCGUUCCCCGAAGGUCUGACUUUUGAUAAACUACGCGAGUGACUGGUCCAACAGGAGCAAUGAAUUCUCUAUCUUAGAUCCCAAGAAGCUGCCGCCAGCCCCACUGCAUUUGCUGCUCACCCGGCAGCACCUACUGCUCCAGGGCCCGACGCCCGAGGCGGCUUCCAGAAUCACCGCGGCAGAGGGCGACGCGGACAGAGAGGGCGGGGUUCCCGUGGUCGUGGUCGCGGGUACGGCCAGUAUCAGCAGGGGUUUCCAGCUCAGCCUCCUGCCUAUUAUCACUCACGGCCAGGACCAGCGCAAGGGGGAUAUUUUCAGCAGCCAUAUUAUCAGCCUUCUCCACAGCAGCCUUCACAUCCGGGCAGGGCAGGCUCCCCGUUAGUUGAUGGCCAAUUUGGUUCUAUUCCCCCGCCAAUUGUCUGUCAAAUCUGUUAUUCUCCAGGUCACUCUGCUGUUUCGUGUCCCUCUCGUUUCUCCCAGCCCUCAGCUCCAGCACUGGCUGCGCUUAUGAGUGAUUCACAUGACGUUGUCUGAUUUCCAGACUCUGGUGCCUCUGCCCAUAUGACUCCUCAGGAAGGACAAAACAACGGGGGCAAUUCUUCUACAGGCUUCCAGUAGCGGCAGUCUCUGUCCCAUUCGUGUUCCUUCAUCUUCUGUUCUGGCACUUGCUUCUAAUGCGGCACCUGGACCUUUAUGGCACCGCCGGUUGGGGCAUUGUGGCACUCGUGUUUUAGAUAGUCUUAGAAAGUCUGGUCAGCUUUGUAGUCUUUCAUCUUUUAAUCAUGAUUGUACCUCGUGUCGAUUGGGUAAAUCUCACAGAUUACCUUUUCAAGAUGUUUUUCAUUGUUCAAAAACACCAUUAUUUUUAAUUCAUUCAGACGUCUGGCAAUCUCAUGUGUUGUCUCAUGAUGGUUUUAAAUAUUAUGUCUCG